AUGGGCUCGAAAAAGCGUCCCAGUGUGGCGGAGCGCCUUCAGCGCUCAACGACCACUGCAGCCACAGCGGCAUCAGCGGCAGCAGCAGCAGCAGCUGCAGCGGCCGCCGCCGCUUCUGGAGCCACAACGUCGUCGUCCACGGUAAAAAAACGAACGGGCGCUGGCAGUAGCAAGCACCAAAAGUCGGCUGUCAAAAGUUCCGAGGAGGCAGGCAGCGAGGAGAAGAAAGCCAAACCCAAGAAUCAAAUGCAGCAGCCACACCAACAGUCGGGUCAGCCAAGAAUGCCGCCGAAGAAGGAGGCGAGGGAGACGGUUACCACAACAGCUUCAGCUUCAGCUACCGUCUCCGCCACAAGCACAACAACAACCGCAGCAGGUAACACAACCGCUACAGCAGCAACAGUCACUGCCACGGAUAAUAGUGCCACGUCCAGUGCCUCAAAAGAAAAGGAAAAGUGCAAGCCAACGACGACAUCGCAUUCGCCGGCAGCCUCAUCCGUAACAUCCUCGAAAUCAGCAGCCGACGAAAAGAAUGAGGAUGGGAAGGCGCGCGCUAUCAAUAAAAUGCUAAAGAAUCUCGAUAUAAAGAUACACGGAUUCGAUAAUCUGUUGCCCAGUGGUGAGGAGCGUAUGUGUGAGGGCCUCAAGUCUUCCAUAUCGGAAAAUGUCAAGACCAAGUCGCGUGCUGCUGCAGUCAAAGUUAUAGCCAGUAUGAAUCCCACCAAGGCGCUGACUGUUAAGCGUCCGCGUGUUAGCAAUGGCAAUGAGCAGCAAGCAACUGAAAAGGCGACACAAUCGGAGUCCUCUAAGGAGAAACCUAAAGAGAUUAGGGAGCAAGAAUCGACGACUGGCAAGACAGAUCAAAAGAGUACUUACAGCGAUAGCAAGGAAUCUCAUGGUGCAAAGACAUCGCGACCUUCGGGAGCCAAGAGCGCCGUUGAAAAGGAGAAGAAGGGACAGACAAAGCGAGCCAAACUCGAUACAGAAAGCCCCAAGGUCAAAGCGAAUAAAAAGCAUUUGUCGGCAAAUACCAAGGAGCAUGUGACCAAAAGCGUGCAAAAGGAAACGCCUAAGACCAGUAGUGAGACAAUAGCACCACAAGUAACGCCAGCACCGGCAUCAAACGCAGCUUCAACGUCCACCCCAACCUCACGAGCAAUUCCACACUCAACCCCUAUUCCAACGGCACUGCCGGAACAGAAAAAAGACAUCGGAAGCAAACAGAAGACGAUAAAGGCGAGCAAUGUAAAGAAAGUGUCCUCCCCAGAGGUGACACUAUCGAAGCCAAACUCCCAACAACAGACCAAAAAUACGACAACAGGAGAAGCGAACCGACAACCAGACUCCAAUACCGAGGUUGUGCAAAUGGACAUCGAAGAGAUCGUGAUACAGUCGAGCACACAAACAGAUGGAACAUCUGUCGCUUCCGUAGCGAAGCCAAUCCCGACGGAGACAACCACAACGUCCAUGGCAACAGCUUCAACUCCAACACCAGCAGUCACCCAAACACCCACGCCCCCUAUUAAACAGCGCCCCAAAAUUAAGUACACAAAGACUUCAGCGGCCAAGGCGCGACUACAGCAAGUAUCUAAGCCCAUAUCCUUACCAACUUCAGGCACCAAGCUAGUGCAUAAGGACAUCUAUGACUUCAAGUCUGGCUCGGAGGAUGAGGAGCCCAUCAAAAUGGUGCUGCCCACACUAAAAGAGUUACGCGACUUCUCCGACGAAGACAAUAAACCGUUGCGCAAAAUGGAGAAGAAGAGUAUUGCCGUAGCGGAACAGAAACUCGAAUCGGAAGGCACAACAAAACAAGCAGAGUUGGAGCAAAAGCCGCUUCUCAUAGACCCACCGCUUAGGCCUAAAGAAGAAGCCGUCAAAGAAGAGGCACAAGAGCAGUCCGAACAGCAAAAAGGCGUUAAUAAAAAACAAGCCAAAGCAGCAACGCCAACUACUACCACACCCACAGGUGGUGGUAGUGGGGCGACAACAUCUUUAGCAAAGCGUAAACCUGGCCCGUCCACAAACCAGUCCAGCGCCGGUAAGACGGGCAAGAAAAAGCCAAACGCCGGCAAGGCCAAGGAAAAGCCGCCACCGCAACCCAUCAGCGACACCUCUGCGGACAGCAGCGACUCCGAAGAUGAGAAGAAACUGAGCAGCUAUGGUGCCAAGCGACAUCGCAUGGCCUCGCUCAAUGCUCUGGCGAAGGUGCAGUGUCUCUACGAGAAUGAAUCGCGCACAGCCCACGAGCUGGGGCUGUCUAAGGCGACACAGCAGCCACCACGUAUACGUACUCUGGAUGGCAGUGAUGAUGACAAUAAAGACUCCUCACCUAAAGGCAUUGAAACCGAUGUUGAGAAACCAGCGGUGGCCAAAAUAUCCCGUCGCCCCGCAGAAGAUUCAUAUUCAGGAAAGACAGAGGAGCCCAUUGCGGAGCUCGUGGUGGAGCAUAAGAGGGAGUUACGAAAUGUUCCGGGCGGUCGGGGUGUAGGCAAGCAUUGGGAGUUCGAUAGCGACAGCGAGACUGAAGAAUUAGAGCGUUUACGGGCACUGGCUGCGACAAAGAAGAAGAAGUUGCAAAAGAAAUCACCGGGAAAGAAGCAGCAGCAGCACAAGCAGUGCGCCAAGCAGUCCAAAAAGUCUAUUGAGGAUAGCGAUGAGAGCGCUUCGAAUGACAGACCAACAGCAUCGUCGUCUUCGAACGCUAACAUGGAAAAGCCCAAAAAUAAACCAGCACCCAAGCAGUUGCCCAAGAAACGCAAAACCGCCUUCACCGAGGAGCUAAUUGGCGACUACAAAGGCAUAUUGGCGCGCAAGCGUAUGGCCAGUCUGAACGCCAGCGCCAUUGUGGCAGCCACCUACGAAGUGGAGCGGCACUUGGACAAGAAUUUGGCCAGCGAUUGCAGCAGUUUCGAGAGCUACGACGAGUGCGAAACAGCAGUGGUCGCGAGCAGUAGUACCACAGGGGCUAAGGACUCAAAUACUAAGAUCAUCAGUGAGGUCAACAUUAAGAAGGAGCCUAAGGAGACUAAAGAGUCUGCGUCGGCAGCUGCAUCUGUUGGGUCGGGUUGUCGACAGAGUGAACUAAAUAAGCCGCAGAGCAACAUGAUUGAGGAGAGCAAUGACUCCAAAUAUUCCAAGGAAACAAAGGAGACGAACACGGAUACCACAAUCACCACCGGUUUUCGAGAUUCGAGUAGCGCCAAGGAUGCCAAGGACUCCAGUCGGCCCACCUCAUCCAGUGUGGUCAUUGUGCAGGACACAGAUGUCACCAUCACUGGUGUCUAUGUGAAUGCCAGUGCGGGCGCUGGCCAGGAGGCCUACUGCAAGAUGCAGUAUCGCGUACAAUCCAGCGUCACCGAGGAACGUGUGCUACGACCCAGCUCCGUGGAACCACCAAAAUCCUAUACGCCGCUCUCGGCGCUCUCCAGCAUGUUGCCACCAGGCGCCAGCUCCAAUUUGAGCGAAGCCCACAGUUCGCCGCCACUGCCAUUGCCCACCGCGGCGGCAUUGCACCAUCCGCCCAGCGAGCCGCUCAGCGCCGGCAUGUACCAUGCACCUGACCUGGGUCUACACACAGAGCAUGGCCCACCCGACCACCAUGGUCCGCCACCACCCUCGUAUGCGGCUGCAGCAGCCGCGGCCGCUGCAGCUGCCGCCUAUCAUGCCCAUCAGCUGGCGCCUGGUGCUGGCGGUGUCCUCCAUAUGCACCACCAACAUCAGUAUGCGGCCCAUGCGGCACAUGCACAUCACUAUCAGCAGGCGGCCGAAUAUCAUGGACCACUGCCACCACCACCACAUCAUUACGGUGGUCCGCCACCGCCGCCACAGUCGCACUACGGGCCGCCACCGCCAGUUCCGCUUGCUGUGCCGCCUGAGCGCUGUGACGUGGGCUCACCACCGCCUUCGUAUCGCGCCAGCGCCUAUGCACCGCCAGGUGGCGGUGGACCGCCCACCCUUAGUCAACCACUGGCCACACUAGGCGGUGGCUCGAGCGCUUUUUGUGCGCCCAAUCUGCAUCACCACCAGCAGCAGGCACCGCCACCACAUCACGAUCCAAGCGGCUAUUACCAACCCGCUGGUCCACUGAUCUCGCCGCACGUUAUUGUGCCGCCGCCAGCGCCGCCAACGGUUAAGAAGCUACAUGAGACCGAGGAGGAAGGAUCACCAACAUCCCAGCCACCCCAAACCGACGGCUCAGAGGUGCUGCUUGGAGGUGCGGACCUCACGCCCCUGCGUUACAGCAGCGCCCAUCAAACGCAACCGCCGCAUCACGCACAGCCGACACCGCUAACGGGACAGCAACACCAGCAACAGCAGCAGGCCGCUGCCGCCGCAGCCGCCGCACAUCCGGGUGUGCCGUAUCCACGAUCGAUGCACGCAGCCCAGAUCCACUAUUCAACGGCCUAUCCGCCCAACUAUUACUCACCGUAUCCUAAUGAGGUCAUGUGCUAUUCACCACCCGCCUAUCAGCCGUAUUUCUCAACCAAAGUCUAUCAGAGUGCGCCGCCGCCACCGCAUCCACCGCCGCCCGGCGCCUAUCGACGCUAUCCGUACUAUCAGCACGGUCCGCCACCACCGCCGUUGGCCGAAUUGUAUGAGCAACAACAACAACAACAACAACAGCAGCAGCAGCCGCCGCAACACCCAGUGCCACAGCCGCCAUCGUCAACAGCAGCCACAGCCGCCACCGGUCAGACACCCGUAAGCGCAUCUGGCUCAUUGCCAUCAACGGGCGCAGUACAGGCUCCAACGUCAGCAGGACAGACGCCUUUACCGCAGCCCCAACAACAACCUCUGGCGCCUGGCCCUCCAACAUCGGCCGUCACACAACUAGUGCCCGCACAUACGCAGCAUCUGGAACAUUUUCCGGGUCCGCCCAGCUACUACGCCGGUUACAGUCCCGGCGGCAGUCCAGCCGCCGGACAGUGCUACACGCGCAGCAUACAGGGGCCGUAUAUGGAGUAUCCGCCACAGUGUCCGUGUCCAAUGCAACAAUCGUGUCCAAAAAACGUCCAUACUGGGCCUCAUAUUGGUAGCAACAGCAGCAGCAGCAGCAGCAAGAAGAACAGCAGCAGCAGCACAACCAGCAGCAACAACAGCAGCAGUCCUAUGCACAGGACGAGCAGCAGGAGCAAUCACAGCAGUAUGAUAGUGAACUCUACGAGCAGCAGCAACAACAACAACAGCAACAGCAACAACAACAGCAGCAGCAACAAUAUGCAUUUGAGUGGCAGCAGCAGCAGCAACAGCAACAGUUUGCUUAUCAGCAACAACAACAGCAGCAACAUGUUGCAUACGCCGCCGCCGACAAGCAACAACAGCAACAACACUACAACAACGCUGACUACCAGUAGGGGCCCAGUUAAAAAUGGCAACAACAACAACAACACCAACAGCAACAACACGAUAGCAAUUACAGCCGCAGCUGCAACAGCGGCUUUGAACACCAACAACAUCGGCACCCAAUGUCAGGUGCUGGUUAAAACGGAGCUCAAAACUGAGCACAACAACAACAACCACAGUAAUAAAAGCAACAACAAUAACAACAACAACAACAACAGUAACGGCAAAAGUCAAUACGAAGCGCAUGUAAUGCAGCCGCCCACCCCGCCCGAAAGCUACUGCGCCAGCGAUGAUAAAUUGCUAAUGGAGGAGGAAUUGGAAGAGGAAUUAGAACUUGAGGAGCAGAGCGGCAAGGAGACGGGUGCCGAUGAGAAAGAAACUCAGACGCAAGCGUCUGAUAUAGAGGCUUAUGAUUUAACGGCUGGAACGCCGCCGCCACCGCCGCUCACAGUGACAAUGACACUGCCGGCGGCAGCAGCCACCGUGCCCGUAGUGGGCGUGGCACGCAAGGCGCGCAUUGGUAAGACAAUGGCGCGCGAAAUGGUUUAUGCGGCGCAGCAGCAGCAACAGCAGAUGCUGACCAAAGAGGCAGCCACUCUUGCAGAAGACGAACCAAAGUUGCCUUUUGUACUUAAAGCGGAAAUCAAAGCAGAGACCAAAAUCAAAAUAGAACACGAUUAUGUGGCAGUUGCUGGUGUGGCAGCAACAAUUUCGCAUAUCAGCCAAAGUAGUAAAAUCAACAACAACAACAACAACAACGACAGCAAUAGUCUGCCUGAUUUGAAGCUAACAAUCAAAACUGAGCCGGAGCCAGAGACGGAAACCGAAACGAAGCCUGAACCUGAACAGCCCCAGCCAGAAAACGAAGAAGAAGCCGCCGCCGCCUCCACAUCUGGCAGCAAGCGCAUCAAAAUUCUGGAGUGUAAGGGCGGACAGCAGAGCAAAAAAUCAUCGGCCCACAGCUACAAGAGCCUCAUUAAGCAGGCCGAGCCGAAAGCCUAUCUCUGUCUGAGCCGCAAAUAUGGCAGACGCUAUGGCCGUGUGCCGGCCAAAUAUGUGAAGCGUCGCCAACUGGUUCUAACCGAACGCCAGAAGCAACGUGUACGCGAGCAGCGACGCGAGACGCUUCUUCAGCGUAAGCGGGAGGCGCGGGAGCAGCGACGUGCGCGGAAACAAGGAACGGCAACGGCAACACCGACCUCCACAGCCACUACAGCGACGACGUCAACGUCAACGACUGCGCUCCUCGACUCGGCCGCAGAGCAGCAAGUGGUGGCCGCCUCCACAAGCUCGCCGGCUGCCUCGCCAAAACGCGCACGGCCGCGCAAACAGGCCAUUGCUGCGUUACACAUCCUGGAAACCAUUGAUACGGUGGCGCGCGGCUAUUUCUCCGAUCCGGAGCUAAACAGCAGUCGCGGCCAACCACAUAGUCUCUAUGCCCCCUCCACGCCCUCGCCGCUCACACUAAAAGCAGCGCCGGCGGCAACAACAAAACCUAAAGCCGCAGGGGCAGGGGCAGGGGCAACUACAGCCACAUCGACGUCAGCGGCCAAAAGUGGCAGCAAAGCUGGCAAGCAAUCGAAACCAGUAAGCGAGAAACGCUCCAAAUCGGAGACGAAAAGGCCGCUCCAAACCCAAUGUAGCAGCGCCGCGAGCAUUGUGUUGGCGCACAUGCGCAGCGUGAAUGCCGCGGAGCUCAAGCUGUCGGCAGAAACGGCAACUACCUCAGCAGCAGCAGCAGCGGCAGCGGCGGCGGCAAUGGCAGAAGCAGAACUCGCCGCCGAUGAGCCGCCUGCCAAGAAGCCGCGCAAACAGUCCGCCGCAACCAAAUCGAAAGCUAAACAGCCGCGCAAGCAGCCGGCGGUUAAGACUAAGAAGAACGCCGCAACCACAACGAGCGGCGAAUUUCCAACAACCGCCACAGUGGCCACAGAGACCAACAACAAUGAGUAUCAAGCGGCAAAUUUGCAAAAGCAUGCAGCGUCCCUGGAAGCAGGUGGCACCACCACAACCACAACCACCAGUACCACCACAGCAACAGAUACAACCGCUGAGGCUGUGGCAAGCACAAGCAAUAAUAACAGCAACAACAACUUGGCAACAACGAAGCAAACAGAUGAGCUUUCAAUGCCAACAACGCAAACGCAACCGCAACCACAACCUCAACAUUCCGAUGAGCAACACAAGUUCCUGGUGCCCAGUCUGCCGCCACCGACGCGUCAAGCCUACGCCCACAACCACACGAAGCGGGCGCGCUCCCGCUGCAAGUUUGGCAAUCGCAAGCGACAGCGUCAACGCCCUGGUGGCGUCUCCUACGAGGUGGACGAAACCCAACCGCCGGCCACGCGUGCCAAUGUGGUGCCCAAAUGGAACAAUGGUUGGGUAUGGGCCGGCAAGCCCUUUCAGGGUCCAGUAUUUCUCAAUAGCGACGAUCCGCUGGUACUGCGCACGUGCUAUCCGGCCAUGCGACACGUUGAGGGGGACAUCAUACGGACGCGCGACUGUGUGCUGCUAAAGGCCAACGAGGAUAACGAGCUGCCCUAUGUGGCCAAGGUGGCGCACCUCUGGCAAAAUCCUGAGGAUGGUGAGAUGAUGAUGUCGCUGCUUUGGUAUUAUCGUCCUGAGCACACGGAUCAGGGACGUCAGCGCAACGAUUGUCCCGACGAGGUGUACGCCUCGCGUCAUCGUGAUCACAACUCAGUGGCCUGCAUCGAGGACAAAUGCUACGUCCUCACCUUUAGCGAGUAUUGCAGAUAUCGCCGUCGUCUGCGCGCUGCCGAGGAGGAUGUCGAGGAUGUGAGCAUUGUGCCCCGACGCACCAAUACGACCAAUUGUUAUCCCGUACGCACCGUUCCCGACCACACAAAUCCCGAGCUGGUAAUGUUCUGUCGUCGCGCCUACGAGUUCCGCACCCGUCGUCUCCUCAAGCUGCCCCAAAAGAACAGUCUGCUCUACAGUUAGAAGCAGGCGUGGCGUGCGUUGGCUCUGCUCCGCACGCAAUGCCAGUAUUCACAACAAAAGCACCAACAACAACAACAACAACAAACUACAGCAAUAGCAACAGCAACAACAACAACCAAAAGA
Scaptodrosophila lebanonensis is the source of this 8427-nucleotide messenger RNA. RefSeq lists its product as uncharacterized. Gene Ontology annotation, molecular function: chromatin binding. The coding region runs from base 1 to 8304 and encodes 2767 amino acids. The record is from RefSeq and is a predicted model, not a curated record. Lineage: Eukaryota; Metazoa; Arthropoda; Insecta; Diptera; Drosophilidae. The transcript has 13 exons.